Medicago truncatula (barrel medic) is the source of this 846-nucleotide messenger RNA. RefSeq lists its product as uncharacterized. Bases 1 to 846 code for a protein of 281 amino acids. The record is from RefSeq and is a predicted model, not a curated record. Lineage: Eukaryota; Viridiplantae; Streptophyta; Magnoliopsida; Fabales; Fabaceae. The transcript is spliced from 2 exons.
AUGGAACUUUUCUCUCGACUUCAGGUUAACAUUCCGUUCGGUGAAGCUCUUAAUCAAAUGCUAUUAUAUGCUAAAUUCAUGAAAGAGCUAUUGAUAGGAAUAAAAAGACAUAAGGAUGAUGAGAACAUUGCUCUUUCCGAGAAUUGUAAUGCUAUUCUCCAAAAUAAACUCCCACCUAAGCUAAAAGAUCCAAGUGCUUUUACUAUUCCUUGUUCCAUUGAACCGGUAGAUAUUGGUCGAGCUUUAUGUGAUUUAGGGGCAAGUAUCAACUUGAUUCCCCUCUCAAUGAUGAAGAAGCUAGGAUGUGGUGAGCCAAAACCAACAAGAAUGACCCUCACUCUAGCUAAACGGUCAAUCUCUUAUCCUUUCGGUGUGUUUGAGGAUGUGCUAGUUAAGGUUAAUGAGCUAGUGUUUCCUGCUGAUUUUGUAAUCUUAGAUAUGGCUGAAGAUGAAUAUAUGCUACUCAUUCUAGGAAGACCUUUCCUUGCAACAGGUUGUGCUUUGAUUGAUGUUGAAAUGGGGAUAGUUGAAGACAAUUCCUGUGAACCUCAACCAACACAACCUUUGGAGAAGACCAUUGUUAAUUCUAUAAAUGGUUGUGAUCAUGAUGAAGACCUUGAGGUUAAGGAAUGUGUCAAACAACUAGAGGCAAGCAAGCAAGAGGUAGAACUGGUAAAAAUUGAAGAGAUCGUUGGUGAAAACCUUAUAGGGACGCAAACUUUGAGCAAGGAGGAAGAAAAAAAUCCAGAAUUAGAAGAGCUUCAUGCGCACUUGAAGUAUGUCUUUCUUAGCAAGGAUGAGGGUGUUAAGGGACAACCAAAGAGCUUUGAGAUGGAAAAUUUCUGA